AUGAUAACAGAGCAGAUCAUAAUUGUUCUCCUUAAAAAUUUUAAAAUCUAUUUUAGGUCUAAAGAAAUUUUUAUAGACCCUCUACCUGCACUAGUAUGUGGAUUGGUAACAGCGUACACUACUAUGGUGUUGAAUCCUAUCUUGGUGAGUUUUCCAUUCAUCAGUUUGACAAGAAAUUUGGUUUAUACUCUUGUUAGUGAGAAGGCAGAAAGACAAAAAGAAAUUUAAAAAAUUAUGGGCUUAGAGACUUCUUCAUAUAAUAUGGGCUGGAUGAUUUUCUACUACUUAAGAGGCUUUUAUAGCACAAUAUUUUACUUAAUUCCUACUGCUGCUACUGGAGCUCUUACUGUGGACUCUUUCGAUUGGAUUUAAGCUUCUAUUAUGUACUUUUUCAAUAUAGCAAUACAUAUAAAUUUCGCAUUUUUCUUCUCUACUUUCUUCUCAAGACCAAGAAUAGCUUCUGAAAUUUAUCUUCUUGUAUCAUUAGCUUUUUCUUUAAUGUUCUUUGUAGGUGAAGGAUCUAGUACUAGCACCAACAGUUCUUCAUUAUACGCAUUAACUUUCUUCUUCCCUUAAAGCGCCUUAGUACUUUCAUGGCUCGCUGCUGGAUGGUAAGGAUACAGCAAUUUACUUUACUUCACUUUAGGUGAUGCAUUAGUUGUUAUCACAAUAAUGAGUGUAUUCUACUUUGUUGCUUACCUUUACUGCGAUCAGGUUAUCAAAACCGAGUAUGGAACCCACAAGCAUCCACUUUUCUUCUUGGACUUUUUUAAGAAAACUAACAGAAAUUUAUCAAAAGUAGAUAGUCAUGAAUAAUCUGAAUUCAUAGAUUAUGAGGAUAAUAGCUCUGCUUAAUAUCAUGAAAAGAUGAAUACAAGAAACGCAAAAAUAAGUGUUUAAAUUAAAAAUCUUACCAAGUCAUUUGGUAAAUUCAUAGCUGUAGAUGAUAUCUCAUUUACUCUGUUUGAAAAAUAGAUAUUUUGUUUAUUGGGACAUAAUGGAGCAGGUAAGACAACUACUAUAUCUAUGUUGACUGGCUUACUUGAAAAAACAUCUGGAAAAAUUAGCUAUUAUGGAAAGGAUUUAAAUAAAAAUUUCUCAGAUAUAAGAUAAUAUAUCGGACUUUGCACAUAAAAAGAUUCUGUAUACGAUUAACUUACUAUUGAAGAGCACUUGCGCUAUAUGGGAUAAUUGAAAGGAAAAUUCUUUGAUGAGUUAGAAGAAGAUAUUAAGCACACAAUUGAUAAAUGCGCACUUAUAAAUUAAGUAGGCAAAAAAGCUGGCAUUUUGAGUGGUGGUAAUAAAAGAAAGCUUAGUAUGGCUAUGUCAAUCAUUGGAGGAAGUAAAGUCAUAUUCUUAGAUGAACCUUCAAGUGGACUUGACAGUCUAAGUAGAAUUUAGAUCAGAGAAAUUAUUAAUGAGAUAAGAGACUCUGAAAAAACUAUUAUUCUUACAACACAUCACCUUGAAGAAGUUGAAGAAUUGGCUGAUAGAACUGCAAUUAUGUCAAAGGGAAAACUUUUAAUUUUAGGUACUAAUUAAUACAUCAAAAAAAAUUUCUGUGAAGGCUACCAUCUCACUUUGAGUAAAAAGACAAAACCUGAUGAAGUUUAAGCAGUAUUUUUAAAUGAAGAGGAAUAACAAUAAAUUAAAUAACUCGUUAUUGAUACUAUUCCUGAAUCAAAAUAUAAUCCUCAAAGCGCUAAAGGUACUGUUCUAAUGAAUUUGAAUUUUGAAGCUAAAAAUGAAUUGUUGAAUUUAUUCUAAAUUUUAGAAGAAAAGUUUCCUGAAGUUUAAAUUACUCUUGAAGUUAAUACUCUAGAAGAUGCCUUCGUCAACAUAGGUAUGGAUAAGGAAAUCAAUGAAAAAAAUGGAGAAAACAAAAUUAAUUAGGAAAAGUAUACUGAUUUUGAAUCAAUAAAAGUUCCUGAAAGUGUAAAGAAACAUCCUGUCUUUAUCUUCUCCAAUCAAUUAUUAGCUUUGUUCUUGAGGAGAGUUAUAGUAUCUAUGAAAUCUGCUUCUAUGAUUUUUACUUUUAUUUUCCCUCUCCUUAUUCAAAUUGGAGGAGUAGUUCUAAGUAAAUAACUAUAUAAGCCUAAUCUUACUUUGCCAAAAGAGAUUAAUGAUAAUAAAUUUUUGAUGUUAAACACUGAUGCUGCUUUCUAAAUUCUGUCAUAUACUCUAACUAUUACUGGUAUAGCUGCUUCUCCAGUUAUGGAUAAAGAAUAUCGCCUUAGAUACGCCCUUACUGUUAUGGGAUGUAGAAACACACCUUAUUGGUUAGGAUCUUUUAUUUUUGACGUUUUAAUUAUGUUUUCUAUGUUUGGAAUUUUCCUACUAUGCGUACCGAUUAUUGGAUUGAGUGUGUUAACAGACAAUUUAGGGGAAAUAUCUUUAAUUCUGAUUAUUUCUAUCUUCAACUACAUUGGAUUCUCUUAUUUGUUCUCUUUCAUUUAUUCUAAGUCAAAAUGGGUUUAUAUAACUUAUCCAUUUAUCAACUUCUUUAUUUUCUUUGCCGCCUUCUUAGCUGGUUUCUUAUUGAUACCAUAAGAUUAUGUAGCUGUUAAAUAUUUACUUAACAUAUUAUCACCUUUCCUAUCAACUUCUAAUGCUAUCGGAAUACUUGCAUAUAGUAAAUAUCAAAAUAAAUUACCUAACUGUGGACCUUAAUUGCCAAAUGAGACCUAUAAAUAAUGGAAAGAGAGAGUUUAACCAGGAUAAUUAUGCUUUUAACCCAGUUAUGAUGGAGAAGUUUAAGAAGAUCCUUCAUGGAUGAAAAUAUAUCCUGGCAGUUUGGGAAAUUACUAAACUUAUGUUUACAUUCUCUUAGUAUAAGGAAUAAUCUUUAUUUGCCUAUCUAUUUUGAUUGACUUUUUAAUUUAGUAACUACCUAAUAAAUCUAUGAAAGGUGAAGAUUAUUCAGAAAUCGAAAAAGAUUAGCAUGUGGCAGAAGAAGUUCAUCAAGAAGAUUAAAGAGUAGCUGAUCCAAGCUGCAAAGAUAAAAUAAAAGUUUCUAAACUUUACAAGACCUAUUACCCAGAUGGAAAGCCUUUUACUGCUAUCUCCAAUAACUCUUUUGGUGUUGAUUCUGGUGAAGUUAUGGGUUUACUUGGACCUAACGGAGCGGGUAAAUCUACUACAUUUAAUAUUAUUACUUCUCUCAUUACUAAAAGCUCUGGAUCUGUUUAACUCAAAGGAGUUGAAGUAAAAAGUGGCUAGCUUGACGUGUAUUAAGAUGUAGGUAUAUGUCCUUAGUUUGACAGUUUAUAUGAAAAUUUGACAGUAGAAGAUCAUCUAAAACUGUUUGGUAGAAUGAAAGGAUUAAAAGGACAAGAUCUUAAAGAGUGCGUAGACUAUUUUAUUUAAGUUAUGUAGCUUAGUGAUUAUAGAACUAGAAAAGCAGGUAACUUAAGUGGUGGUAACAAAAGAAAGCUUUGUGUUACCAUAGCUCUUAUCGGAGGUCCAGAUCUUUAAUUCUUUGAUGAGCCAUCAUCUGGAGUUGAUCCUAUUGCAAGGCGCUUUUUAUGGAAUACACUUAAAUAGAGUUUGAAGGUAAGAGACAGCUCUAUAGUUUUGACUACUCAUUCUAUGCAAGAGGCUGAAUCACUUUGCUCUAAAAUAGGUAUCUUGGUCAAUGGUAAAUUCUAAUGCUUAGGAAGUCCAAAUUUCCUCAAAAAGAAGUAUGGUGAUGGUUAUAGACUUACAAUCAAAUGUAAGAAUGAAGAUUGUGCUUCUUAUAUUGAAUCUUAGUUGUUAAGUAAAAUUAGUAACUGUAAAGUAUCUUAAAAGUUUGAUGGAAGGUAAAUAGGAUUUUCGAUUUAAUACUAAAACUUCUCAUUCUAUAAGACUUACAUGAUACUAAAUGAGCUUUAGUAAGUAAAGAUUUCAGACAUACCAGUGUAACAAAAUCAUUAAGUUGUAAUUGAAAUACCAUCUUCUUCUAAAGUUAACAAGAAAAAUACUACCUAAAAUUCUAUGGUAAUAGAUUCAUAUUAACUAACUGAAAUGACAUUGGAGUAAAUUUUCAUUCAUUUCUCUCAACAACAAAAGAAAAAUGAUGAAGAAAAUGAAAAGAAAGUGAAAAGAAAAAGAUUUUUAUGCUUCUGA
Tetrahymena thermophila SB210 is the source of this 4107-nucleotide messenger RNA. Its product is annotated as transporter family ABC domain protein. Lineage: Eukaryota; Ciliophora; Oligohymenophorea; Hymenostomatida; Tetrahymenidae. The record is from RefSeq and is a predicted model, not a curated record. Gene Ontology annotation, molecular function: lipid carrier activity; ABC-type transporter activity; ATP hydrolysis activity. Gene Ontology annotation, cellular component: membrane; intracellular membrane-bounded organelle. Gene Ontology annotation, biological process: transmembrane transport; lipid transport. The transcript has 9 exons.